This is a messenger RNA of Striga asiatica, 429 nucleotides long. The record is from the annotation of a GenBank genome assembly. NCBI's taxonomy places the organism in Eukaryota, Viridiplantae, Streptophyta, Magnoliopsida, Lamiales, Orobanchaceae.
AUGGGACUCCGACGAGGUGACAUCGACUCAAUGCCGAUAACAUCCACUCCGCCACCAUCGACCGACGCCUUUACCUGGAAAACCUCCGCCAGAUCCUCGCCUUCCUCAGCCGUCCGCCCGUCGCCAGUCCAGCACACACCAAAUAAACACACACUCAGCUCUGGUCGACGUCCUAGCUCCGUCACCGGCCACGCCACCCGACGGUUAGGAGAGAAGGCGUCGAAGAAGGAAAUAAGGUGGUCGAAGAAGAUGCCAAAGCGGUCGGCAGGUGGAACAAGUAGCGAGGACGACGAAAGAGUCACCGGAAUAGGCGAUCGGACCGGACAUGGUCGGCGCGGGGAAAGACGGACGAAAAAUGGACCGGCGACGGCAGCCGUGAUAAUGGCAACCUCACAGGAGAUUUUGGACACCGACGGCAACGGCUACUGA